AUGUUGGUAUUUACUAGCACUAAUUUUACUUCUCAAAUAAAGUUCAAUCAGCUUUGUAAUAUGUAUUCUAUUUUUUUCUCUUUUCAGUUGACUCCACUGUUUGUUAUUGUUGGUGGCGCAGUUUUGGGCCUAUUCUAUGCUAUCGUUCGAAAUGGUCUUUCACGUGACGAUGUGCGGUUCUAUUCCAGUGGCAAAAUGAAUUGCGAGGACAUUGAAAAAUCUGGGCCAAGAAAAUUCUUAGUUUUCAAUCAAAAGUACAAAGUGCCUGAGGGUUUGAAGGAAGCGCUGGCUGCUAUUGAAGAACCAACAGAAGAGGAAAAAAUUGCAGCCACUAAGAAGUCUAAGUAAAAAACGAAUUAUUUUGAGAACAAAUAAGGCGGUUUGUUAAUGUAUUGUUUUGGAAAAGAGUAGUUAAAGUUAAAAGAAAAGUUAUGGCUGGAUUAGGACUAAAGAACAAAUGGUUAAGUAUUGCAUAUUUAAAAAAUUAUU
Rhagoletis pomonella (apple maggot) is the source of this 489-nucleotide messenger RNA. RefSeq lists its product as uncharacterized. Bases 1 to 348 code for a protein of 115 amino acids. The record is from RefSeq and is a predicted model, not a curated record. Lineage: Eukaryota; Metazoa; Arthropoda; Insecta; Diptera; Tephritidae. The transcript has 3 exons.